Molecule: messenger RNA, 936 nt
Organism: Arctia plantaginis
Lineage: Eukaryota; Metazoa; Arthropoda; Insecta; Lepidoptera; Erebidae
Source: the annotation of a GenBank genome assembly
AUGUCAUCAGAUUCUGUGAUGCUGGUCCAACCACAUGGUGAACUGUUAGCAAAAAUCAGAGAGGACCUGCAUGAAGUUGUAAGUUCCAGGGAAAAUGAUUUAGCUGCUAUCAAGGACUGGCUGAAGAAGCAGCCUCACUUACCUGAUGAAAUGGAGGAUUCCUUCCUGUUAAAUUUCUUGCGAGGUUGCAGCUUUUCGAUGGAGAAAUGCAAACGGAAGAUGGACAUGUACUUCACUAUGAGGACCGCGUGCCCAGAGCUCUUCACAAACAGAGAUAUCACCAGGCCAGAGUUAAUGGAUCUAAUGAUAAGAGCGCAAAAUCCAACGUUGCCAGGCCUUACACCUAGCGGAAGACGAAUCACAGUGUGCAGAGGGCUCGACAAGAAUUUGGAGACACACCAAAUAUUAGAUGCUUUCAAAAUAAUAAUGAUGGUUGCUGAUGUUAGACUGCGGGAGGAGACUGAAGGAGUCGCCGGGCACGUGUUUAUUUUUGACGCUUCCAUUUUACUUCCUAGCCACAUACUUAAAAUAUCACCUACUAUGAUCAAGAAAUUUUUAAUUUGUCUGCAAGAAGCAUAUCCUUUAAAAGUAAAAGAAGUGCACGUAGUAAACGCAUCGCCCCUUGUGGAUGCAAUUUACAACAUUGUUAAGCCAUUUAUAAAGGAAAAGAUCAAGAACCGAAUCUUCUUCCAUAAAGACUACACCGGCUUACAUGAAUACAUUCCCGUAGAUAUAUUGCCUUCGGAAUACGGUGGUACUAGUUCCUCACUCGAAGAAAUUACCAGAGCAUGGCUGGUGAAGCUGAAAGAAUACAGGCCUUGGUUUAAAAAACAGGAGUCUCUGAAAGCUAAUGAAGCACUGCGGCCUGGAAAACCAACGGACUACGAUGAACUGUUUGGAGUUAAUGGAUCUUUUAGACAACUAUCUAUUGAUUAA